Messenger RNA from Mus pahari (shrew mouse), 1011 nucleotides. It is a transcript of the gene Ube2u, whose product is annotated as ubiquitin conjugating enzyme E2 U. Bases 1 to 1011 code for a protein of 336 amino acids. NCBI's taxonomy places the organism in Eukaryota, Metazoa, Chordata, Mammalia, Rodentia, Muridae. The transcript has 10 exons. The record is from RefSeq and is a predicted model, not a curated record.
AUGGGUUCCAAGACAGGUAGCAACCUCACUAGGUACUCCAAAGCUUACAUCUUGCUGGAAAGAGACUUCAAGGAGUUACAACACAACGCAAGAAAGGAUAUUACCGCUUAUCCUGUAAGUGAUGAUAAGAUGAAUUGGAAAGCUGAGAUUGAAGGUCUUCGCAAUUCAGUUUGUGAAGGACUUGUUUUCUACCUGGCAUUAGAGUUUUCACGAGAGUACAACUCUGUUCCUCCAGUUGUGAAAUUUAUAACAAUUCCUUUUCAUCCAAAUGUAGACCCAUAUACCGGUAAACCCAGUAUAGACUUUUUGGACAACCCUGACAAGUGGAACACGAGUUAUACAGUACUCAGCAUCUUACUUGAUCUACAGAUGUUGCUUUCUUACCCUGACCUAAAAAAUCCAGUGAACUUUGAGGCAGCCCAACUGUUGAUUAGAGAUGAGUCUACGUAUAAAUUAGUAAUUCGUGAACUUUUGCCGCCAGCAUCACCAAAAAGAGAGGGCAGCCUGGUGGUAGCUGCAAAGCCACAGGAGUAUGUCAGGGUAAUUAAAACAAUCUCAUUUAAUGAUUACUACAAGACAUGGUCUCAGAUAGCCACAACAAAAGUCGCAGAGCACUCCAGAAACCCAUUUGCUGGAGAUCCACAUUUCAUGGGACAGUAUUACAAAUGGAAGCAGCAGGAUCGGCAGAAUCAAGUGCAGUGGGAGUCGAAGUUUGCACUCUCAAAGUGGCAGACUGCUAGGAAAAAAGUAAUGGCUCAGGAAAAGAGCAAUCGCUACAACCGAAUGUUACGUGUCUACCCGUCUCUGAGUGAACUUUCUUUUGAAUAUGAAACAGAAGAAGAACCAAGGUUUUAUCAAAUAUCUCAGGAGUGGUCAGAAGGACAUGAUUCAAAAGAAUCCUGGGAAGAGGAAGCAGACCACCUGGUCUCCUGGACCAAUGGUCUUGAUGAAGAAUCUUUGAACGACGAAUACUAUGACAACAUAAAGAACUAUGAGAACGUGGGCAACUAA